AUGGCCGCCGUCACCUCGCUCGGCGUGCACACUCCGGUGGCGCUGCCAUAUCUGGUUGCUGAAGGCCUACUGCCGCGUGAUCCCAGCAAGGAUCUUUACCAAUGGGAGACAUAUGUCACCGAGACCGAUGGCCACGAAAUUGAAGAAGAAGUGCUUGCCACUAAGACCGUCGUCGUUUGGUCACAAGGACGCUUUGUACGCAAUGUCUAUCGAUUCGAUCUCGAAGGCGAAAAUGUUUCCCAGGCACUUCUUACUGCAUUUCCCACUUCUUCGAAACUUCACGUCCAGGCGGAUCGCAUCUCGGGAACACAAAGGACGCCUAGGAAACGACUCAAGUUGUCUAGCGAUGCCUUGGCCGACCAUCUGAAACCCACUCGGCCAACUCUGGAACGAGCGUUGGUCGUGCUGCUGAAGACCAAAGCCCACAUUCAUUUUCUCCGUGGCGCCAGCCAUAUAGUCAAUCUACCAUUUGAGAUCGACAGGGCGUUUGCGGCACCUCGUGGACUCCUAUUGCAACGCAAAGCGACAAGCAGCUCGUCAACUCAAGCAUCGCCACUAGUACCUCUCGCCCCUCCCAACUCGUUUUUGUCUCCACAACAUCGGAUGUCGCAGCAGUCAUACUUGCAGUCUCCAACGUUUUCGAAAAGCUUUGCUAGCACGAAACCCGCUCAGCCAAGUCCACUCGGCGGCGACACCAAACUCGAGUCUUUGUUCAAUAGCCUCACUUCUGCAUCUCAGAAAGAGGGUGAUGAAGAUGUGACGAACAUAUAUUCUCUGACAGGUGCGCUGUCAGACCUUGGCGUUGUGACCUACUCGAUACAGCGCCACAGACCGAUCCGGUCCGGAAGACAAACCAGCCUGAAUGUGGAGUUCGAAGGGCUCGAACCUUCGGAGAGGAUCAUCUACGUCUCCUCUAAGGAUGAGCUAUCCAGCUACGCAACAUCUGAGAGAGAUCCCUUGGUACUGAUUGCAACAAUGAACCCCAACUUGAACGUCGUUUCGAUAUGGCACGCCUGGUAUUUGGAGCAGAAGUCGUUGAACACAUUGCUCAAAUUGCGAACCGAGAACAAAGCUGCGAAGGCGCGACGUCGGAGUUCGUUCCUAAGCGCAAGUGCUGCCACAGGAACUGCAACUCCAGCUGUCCGCCGUCGCGAUGCCCCACGAGAGAGCUUUGGUGUGAAUCUUCAACCAGACGCAACGCAGGGCAACCCCACGUCGCGAAAGCCCACCAGGCAAGAAGAAGAGGAGAGUAUGGCCGCCCAGAUGGAUCCAGAUUAUAGAGCUGCAGGUUCUCAACAACCGGCGCGAGAAGGCAAUCGCAGGGUCAGCAGCAUGAACGCAGAUGUCCGUGCCAGUCAAACCACUGUCGGCGCUAGUUUCGCUGGCACUACAGGCCGACGACACACAUCCUUUGGCGGUCAGAAAGCUGGCCGGCGCUCCUUGAGCCAACGCAAAAGUCGAGGAUCAACUGCAAGCAAUGUUUUCAGUCAAAGCAUAGGAACGGACGAUGACACUAUGGAUCUCGAUUCCACCAUUGAAUUGGAUCCGGAGGAGAAUUUUGAUGCAAUUCUACAGCAUAUCCGGAACACCUACGAGAUUUCCGGAGUGGGCACUGUUUUCGGAAGCACUGAUGAAGGCUUCAAGCGCGAUAUCGUGGUACGAAAGUUGCAUUCCUUCUCCGUUGGCCAGCAGAGCAUGCCUCGCGGCAACAAUAGCAGCGACUUAGCUGCAGACAACUAUACUAUUGCGACGCUGUCUGAGGUCCCUUCUAUCAACGGGCCAAACGAUCCUCGCGUUAGGGUAUAUCUGCACGAUCGACGGAACAGUGAAGUUCAGCACCUGGCGCUUAAAGUCAAAUAUCGUCCACUAUAUCCUGACAUGCCUAGUGGCCUGGCAAUACCAUUGCCGGCCAUCACUAGUGAAUCUAGAAUGGCAUCAUGCGACGAUAUGGUGAAGUUGCGAGAUGGCAGCUUGCAAGCCAUUUUGUUCGCGAACAGAGGCGUACAAUUCUCUUUGGAUGAGCAGGUGCCGUGUCCUUUGCUCUUCGAUGCGCCGUUCCGAGCGCACAGCGGGCUUGGCUUCGCGUUGCCUGCAGAUCAAGGCACAGAGAUUGGCAGGAAUCGUCUGCUUGCAUCACCGCAAUCCCCACGGUCUCUACAACAUGUCGGCCCUGGCGGUACGUUCGACGUUGUUGGAUCGGAUGGCAUACACCACCGCAGAGCGCUGCGCUUACGACCUUCCGAUCCUAAGAUCGACCGACUCAUCACUUUGUGCAAUAUUAUGCUGCCCAAAUCGCACGCACGUGCAGUACGAAAGACGUGGUGCAUGGCGCACGCCUGGCUCAGCCAGAACCCAUCAAGCCUGGAGAACACGGCUGGAAGCAAAGAGCUUGUCGCAGUGGUCGCGACCAUCUUUACUUUCGUUUUUGGACUACUCGACGACAAAGCCAGAGCAUCCAUCAAGCUGGCGAAAGUCGCAACUGGCAAGACUUCGACAAGUACUAGUCACUCUACCCCUGCUGGUCACUCGUUCGAUGAGAGACAUCUCGAGAUAUCCCCUACGUGGUCAUGGCUCCCUUCGUCGCAACAUUCCUCGCACCUAUCGUCGCCCCGAAGUCGAGAGAAGCGGAAGGAUCAGCUACUUGUCACGGCUGCAGUUGUCGCGGACGAGCUGGCGUCUAGUGUCGUGCAGGAUACCACGCACUACGAUACCAUCACCUCGACUGCUGUGAAACUCAUGCUCGGCCUUUACGUCUUUCGCGAAGAGCUUUCUCUCACAACGCUUGCUUCUGAUGCACAUAUGACCAAGCAUCUCGCGCCUGUCAUCGCUCAAAUUGGCUCAUGGUUAGGGCUUCAUGACUGGGGAUUCUCGAUCGCAAGCACUUACAGCCCUGUGGAUGCUAGAGAUGACGAUUGGGCAACGAUCAAGUCGAGGCCUGUAGCCACGCCACGAUUGAGACUAAUGGAACGACCGAUCAGUGCAUAUCAGUGGUUCGAGAAUGCCCUGAGGAAAACCAGUCCAGACCGCUUUCCUUCCCUCUACUCGAUCGCGCACCUUGACGUCGAUGGAGUCAAUACGAAAGUGUCAGAGACUGUAGCGAAUAUGCUCACCCCGACUCUGGUAGCGUUGUCCGAGUUGCUGAUCUCAAGCAAUGGCCUGACCGCAAGUCCAACGAGGAUAGUCCAACUUCUGGCAGAGAAGGGGUUCACAAUCACUAACUUGGAGGCUUUGCCGGAAUCUAUAGCUGCACCUCUCAUGGAAGCUAUCGUGCGCUGUGAGAGGGAGCCGCCCACAACAUGGCGCAAUGACUUGCUAGAAUUGGUUGGCAGGGCCGACCUCAUUGUAUGCGACCGUCGAACAUCAGCCUCUCUCCAUCGCUCGACAAUAGCUUCUGCAGCGGGCACACGUGAUGUGCUCCUGGCUUGCAACGCAAUCGAACAUCCGCAUGCACCCGCUAAGACCAAAGAAGCUGGCAGGCAUGCGAUCACACAGCUCAUCUUCAGUGAUGAUCGACGAAUGGUAGAGGCCACGAGCUUGAUGCAUUUCAACACCGUCCAAGUUGGUUGGUGCGCAAAGGAAGACGAAUGGGAUGAGCAGAAGCACUUUGACAUGCAACGCAAGGUCAUGCAUCAUGUCACUACCCGCAUGAUCGCGUUACCAGCUGGAGAUGGAAUGGUCCACUACGACAGCCAGACACCGUUGCUGACGGAGAAAUUCCAGUUGCCCGGCUUCAGUUCCUCAUGUCUCAUGCAGCCAAUGGGACAUACGCUGACAGCCGAUCGGAGUGGGCUGUCUGAAGAAAAGGUGAACUGGGCGUACUUCCACGCAGGCGUGUCUGUGGGCAUACGCAUAUCCAAGAGCGUCAAGGGCAUUGAUACCUCGUGGAUUGCAUUCAACAAGCCUAGCGAGCUCACCAAUCGUCACGCCGGUCUCCUGCUAGCUCUUGGUCUGGGCGGUCAUCUGCGGCAUCUGGCGAAGUGGCUUUCGUUCAAGUAUCUUACACCAAAACACACGAUGACAUCGGUCGGCCUUCUCCUUGGCCUCUCGGCGUCCUACAUUGGCACGAUGGACGCACUCAUCACGAAAAUGCUUUCUGUACACAUCACGAAGAUGUUACCUCCCGGUGCGGCAGAUGUGAAUGUCUCACCAGCAACACAGACUGCAGGCUUGUUGGGCAUUGGCCUGCUCUACUAUAACACCCAGCAUCGCCGCAUGUCUGAAAUAAUGCUCUCGGAGAUAGAGUAUAUGGAAGUCGAGGAUCCCGACAGUGGACCGGAUCCAUUGCGUGACGAGAGCUAUCGUCUAGCUGCAGGAUUCGCCUUGGGCCUGAUCAACUUGGGUAAAGGCAACAACCUGCGAGGUUUGCACGGCAUGCAGCUAGCAGAGCGUCUGCUCGCUAUGGCUGUGGGGCCACGUCCCAUUCACGCUGUGCAUGUCUUCGAUCGUGCCACUGCCGGUUCUGUCUUGGCACUCGCCCUAGUCUACAUGAAAUCUGGCGAGACUUCCGUGGCAACGAAGGUUGACAUCCCUGACACCGAGACUCAAUUCGAUCACGUUAGACCUGAUAUACUCAUGUUGCGCGCCAUGGCCCGACAUGUUAUACUGUGGACCUCGAUCGUAGUUCGAACAGACCUCAAGCCUGGGAAGGUGCAGGAAACGCUCAAUGGAGGGAUGGGCUUCGCCAACUCAACUGUUCAUACCUUCGAAAAGGGUUGGAUUGGUGCGAACUUGCCUCGAUGUUACAAUGACGAUCGCAUCCAGAGGAUAUAUCAGAUCAAUUCCCGCAAGCAUAAACAUGACAGCGCACACAUCCCUCUGUACUACGUUCUUGCUGGGCUUGCUUGGGCGCUAGGUCUGAAAUAUGCUGGCUCCGGCAAUCUGUCUGCUCGAGACGAGCUUCUCAGCCUUCUCGAAUGGUACGAAAGUAUGAACACAGGCGCGUUCUUGUACGAUGCUAAAAUCACUCGAGCUGCACUGUGUCGCUGUCAAGAUGUCGUCGGUGUGGCGGCAGCUGUUGUGAUGGCUGGCACCGGGGAUCUGGACGUAUAUCGUUCCUUACGGCCAUUGCAUGCACGUCUUGAUGCUCAGACUCCGUAUGGCUCGCAUAUGGCAGCACACACUGCGAUCGGGAUCUUGUUCCUCGCCGGCGGGACUUACACCUUUGGCACGAGCGACCUGGCGAUUGCAGCUCUCAUGAUAUCUCUGCACCCGAUCUGGCCCGUUGAAGUCAACGACAAUCGUGUUCAUCUGCAAGCGUUCCGGCAUUUGUGGGUUCUGGCAGCUGAAGCACGAUGCAUCGUCAUCGAAGACGUCGAUACCCAGCGACCUAUCCACUUGCCGAUAAAGAUCACACUGAAGAAUGGCGAAGUGAAGGAAAUGCGAGCGCCUUGUCUGCUUCCGGAACUGGACAGCAUCGCCACUGUACAAACUGCUGACCCAGCCUACUGGCGCGUCACACUGGACUUCGUCAGCAAUCCUCAACACCUCGAAUCUUUCCGCAAAGACCAGCGCGUCUACGUCCGACGAUGUCCCGCCUCUGAAGCCCAUGACUCGGUCUUCUCCGCUGCACUGGCCGCUUUGACGGACAUGAGUCUAUCCGCGAAACCGUCUGUCUCAUCAUCGGCUGCGAAUGCUCACGCCGGUGCUGGAGGUCAGGCCCAUUGGCACGAUCUUCUGUCUCUUCCGGCUUUUCAGAAUCUCGAUCACGCAGACAAGGAUCUUUUGCUUCCCGCUGAGGUCCAUUCGUCUGUGUAUACGGAUGAGAGGACAACAGUUGUGGACGAUCGAUUGGUUCUCGGAAAUGCGGUGGAUAGUCGGAAAGUAGAGGAUUUGUGGAAUUUGAGGACGCUCUUCGCUUGGGCGGAGAGGGAGGAGGAGAGGGAUAAAGAGGGAUCAAACGGGGUAGACGAGGAAGAUGACGGGAUGAAGUGGUUGGGAAGAGAAAUUUUGCAGGAUUUGCGAGCGGGAAUUGAGGAGAGGGGGAGAGGUGCGUAAGAUGAGAAAUGCGCAGGCCGAAGGAUCAGCAUGGAGCGUACAUCAAGGCGGCCCUUGAUACAGCAUAUAUAUGCAUAGCAAUUAGACGCAGAUGGCGGAAA
Molecule: messenger RNA, 6095 nt
Organism: Cercospora beticola
Lineage: Eukaryota; Fungi; Ascomycota; Dothideomycetes; Mycosphaerellales; Mycosphaerellaceae
Gene: APC1
Product: anaphase promoting complex subunit 1
Biological process (GO): metaphase/anaphase transition of mitotic cell cycle; protein K11-linked ubiquitination; anaphase-promoting complex-dependent catabolic process
Cellular component (GO): anaphase-promoting complex
Molecular function (GO): molecular adaptor activity
Source: RefSeq, a predicted model, not a curated record